Stegostoma tigrinum is the source of this 7603-nucleotide messenger RNA. RefSeq names its product protocadherin Fat 4-like. NCBI's taxonomy places the organism in Eukaryota, Metazoa, Chordata, Chondrichthyes, Orectolobiformes, Stegostomatidae. Gene Ontology annotation, cellular component: plasma membrane. The record is from RefSeq and is a predicted model, not a curated record. Gene Ontology annotation, biological process: homophilic cell-cell adhesion. Gene Ontology annotation, molecular function: calcium ion binding.
UUGUGGAGAGAUUUUCGGAGUGUUAAAACGACUGUUUGUAAAUUUGGCUGGUAGAUUCAUUUAUCGCGCUGAAGCCAAUUCUUGCCCUGAAAUAUUUUUGAGAAUUUCCACAACAACCCACCGUCGGCACAAUGGCGAAUCUACAAAGCAACACAGCUUUUGUGAUUAAGGCGUUGACUUUUAUUUUCUUGCUUUGUAGAAUUAAUCUAGUUUUUGGAGAGAUUCGGUAUUCUAUUCCAGAGGAAUUGGAAUAUGGUACCUUUGUUGGGAACAUCGCUGAAGAUUUAGGACUAAAUGUUCGGCAACUGUCAGUUCGAAAAUGUCGCCUUGUAUCUGUAGACGGAAGACAGCAUUUAGAAGUAAAUCUGGAAAAUGGCAUUUUGUUUGUUUAUGAAAGAAUGGACAGGGAACAGCUGUGGGCACAAAUCCCUAUAUGUAUUCUGAUUUUUCAAAUAAUAGUAGAAAAUCCUCUGGAAAUGUACCGCGGUGAAGUCGAGGUUAUUGAUAUUAAUGAUAACUCGCCCAUUUUUCCGGAGAGUGCCCUUCUUUUACAAAUAGCAGAAAACAUUGCGCCAGGCUCGCGUUUUCCGCUAGAGAGCGCGCUUGAUCCGGACGUGGGAACAAACGCAGUCACCACGUACAAACUCAGUCCGAAUGAGCACUUCAGAUUAAACGUGCAAACAAGGGAGGACAAGACUAAGCUGGCAGAGUUACUGUUAGAGAAACCCUUGGACCGAGAACAGCAGCCAACCUUUGAGCUGGUACUAGCAGCCUUUGAUGGUGGGUCCCCUCCAAGGUCUGGGACAAUGCAAAUCAACAUUAAUCUGCUCGACAUCAAUGAUAACGCGCCUGUGUUCGAGCAGGAAGUGUACUGGGCGAGCUUGGUGGAAAAUGCUCCCCCAAGUACCUUCGUGAUCAAGAUCAACAUUCUCGAUCCAGACCAAGGCGCCAAUGCAGAGUUAACAUAUUCUUUCAGUAAACUUGUCUCUCGGAGAGUGCGUCAACUGUUCAGUUUGGACCAAGAUACUGGCGAGGUCAGAGUUGAAAAACUGUUGGAUUUUGAAGAAGCAAACAGUUACGAACUCGACGUUCAAGCCGUGGAUAGUGGCUCACCAGCAAUCGCAGGACAUUCUAAAGUAUUGAUCAAACUAAUUGAUAUAAACGAUAACGCCCCUAAGAUAAAGCUAACUUCAUUGUCAGGUAAGGUCCCAGAAGAUGCAAAGCCCGGGACAGUGGUAGCUUUGAUCGAUGUAACGGAUCGCGAUUCUGGAGCAAAUGGACGAAUUCGCUGUCAGAUUCCUAAGGAAUUCCCAUUUGAACUUCUUUCUUCUUUGAAUGAUCAUUAUACACUGAUUACAAGUGGCUUGUUGGAUCGUGAAACUACCCCUGAAUAUAACAUACCUAUUUUAGCUUGGGAUUCGGGAUCUCCUCCAUUAUCAUCAAAUCAAACUAUUCAGAUCUCGAUUUCUGAUGUCAAUGAUAAUGGCCCAAGUUUUGCUCGGCGCACAUAUACAGAGUAUGUAAUGGAGAACAACGUCCCGGGUGCUUCAAUUUUCACAGUGACUGCAUCUGAUCGUGAUCUGGAUCAGAAUUCCUAUAUCUCUUAUUCCUUCAAACAAAUUCUUCAAGAAUCGCCAGUCUCCACAUACUUCAAUAUUAAUUCAGUGAACGGGACCAUUUAUGCGCUGCGGUCUUUUGACUACGAGAAAGUCAAAAACUUUCAGCUCCGAGUUCAAGCGCGUCAUGCUGGAGUUCCUCCGCUGAGCAGUAGCGUAACACUCAAUGUGAUUAUCCUGGAUCAAAAUGACAACGCCCCAGUCAUCGUUUCACCCUCAGCACAGAGCGGAUCAGCAGCGGAGGUGAUCGCGCCUCAGUCAGCGGGCCAGGGUUUCUUGGUUACAAAGAUGAUCACAAUAGACGCUGAUUCAGGUCAGAACGCACGGCUCUCCGACCAGAUCGUUCGAUCAACUGAUCCUACUUUCUUCACUGUCGCAAGCAAUUCAGGGGAGAUCAGAACAACGCGGAACGUUUUAGAACAGGAUGGCAGUACUCACAAUCUUGUCAUCUUGGUGCAAGAUAACGGGCAGCCCCGUCUCUCCGCCACGGCAACAAUCCUCUUGUCAAUCCAGGCCAAUGUUAGUGCAAAAGUCUCGGACACCGAUAAUUUAAUCAGUACCCCGAACUACUCCUCCAAUCUAAACCUUUAUUUGAUCGCUGCUUUCGGUUCAACUUCGCUUAUAUUUCUUGUAAUCAUUGUUUUAUUGGUUGUCCUAAAGUGCCACCAGGAGAGGGACGAUGUUCCAGACGGUUGGUCCCCGGUUUGUUGCUGCAGCCGAAAGGAUGCGAAAGAAACCUUUAGUCGGGCUUCUAUGCCAACAAACUCUUUAAACUACAGCGGAACUGGACAAAACAUUCCUUUCCCUGAAACCUACCAUUACACGGUUUGCUUGUCUCCGGAAUCAUCAAAGAGCGAUUUUUUGUUCCUGAAGCCCUGCAAUCCACUCGUGCCUCAAGGUCAUGAAAUCAUUCAGGUCCAGAUCAAAAAGGCCCGAUAUCCCAACGAGAGUUUGGUGGUCAAAAAUAACCUCUUAAACUUGGCUUUCGGAAAUAUUCGCUACUCCAUUCGCGAGGAAAUGGAACCUGGCUCUUUCGUUGGAAAUGUCGCAGAGGAUUUAGGAUUGGACAUUCGCAGGCUGUCAGCUCGACAAUUCCGGCUGGCGUCUGCUAGUAAAAGACAGUGCCUGGAGGUGAAUAUGGAGACGGGUAUUUUAUUUACUAAGGAAAGGAUAGAUCGAGAGGAACUGUGUGGACAGAUAUCAGUUUGUGUUCUUCCAUUUGAGAUUGUAGUAGAACAACCUUUGGAGAUGUACCGCGGUGAAGUGGAGGUUAUUGAUAUCAAUGAUAAUUCGCCCAGAUUCCGGGAGAAUACCAUCCUCUUACAAAUGGCGGAAUCCAUUGCUAUAGGCUCCCGAUUUCCGCUAGAGAGCGCUCUCGAUCCAGACAUGGGCAUAAAUACAGUCACGACUUAUAACCUGAGCCCAAAUGCACACUUCAGUCUACAAGCGGAGACUGCCGAAGACGGUGCUACAAUUGUCGAGCUGUUGUUGGGGAAACCGUUGGACCGCGAAAGCCAGUCAUCCUUUCAGCUGAUGCUGACAGCUACCGACGGAGGGAGUCCUCCCAGAUCCGGGACUGCUCGCAUUCUCAUUACGGUGCUGGACAGCAACGAUAACGCGCCGGUAUUCGAUCGCAAAAUUUACAGGGUCGACCUGAUAGAGAACGCACCCAGGGGUACCUUGGUGGCUACAGUCCGUGCCACUGAUCCAGACGAAGGUUCUAAUGCUGAGGUAACCUAUACUUUCAGUAACCGUGUUUUAAAGAAAGUACAUGAAUUGUUCAGUUUGGAUCCGCGAACAGGAGAGAUUAGAAUCAAUGGCAUAAUUGAUUAUGAAGAAGGCAACACGUAUUCGCUAGAUCUUCAAGCUGUGGACAAUGGUUCACCUGCAAUUUCAGGACAUUGCAAAGUCAUGAUUAAGGUAAUUGAUAUGAAUGACAAUGCCCCUGAAAUUUUAUUGACGUCUGUGGUUAGCAUAAUUCCAGAAAGUGCUACUCUUGGGACUGUAAUCGCUUUGAUCGACGUAAUAGAUCGUGAUAGUGGAAAAAAUGGACAGGUGCACUGUGAAGUCCCGAAGAAAGUUCCUUUUGAACUUCAAACAACUUCAAGUACCCAUUAUAAACUGAUAACCACUGCGUCACUGGAUCGCGAAGUUACUCCUGGAUAUAACCUAUCUAUUUUAGCCUGGGACUCAGGGAGGCCCCCACUAUCAUCAAAUAAAACCGUCCAGAUUUCUGUUUUUGACGAAAAUGAUAAUGCUCCAAUGUUUGCACGACGCACUUAUACAGUUUAUGUGACAGAGAAUAACUUGCCAGGUGCUUCUAUUUUCACAGUUACUGCGACCGACCCCGAUGUGGAUCAGAAUUCCUAUGUCUCUUAUUCUUUCAAAGAGAUCCUUCGAGAUUCGCCGGCGUCUACCUACCUUAAAAUUAAUUCGGUGAGCGGGACCAUUUACGCACUGCGAUCUUUUGACUAUGAGCAAGUGAAGAGCUUCCAGGUCCAAGUUCAAGCCCGUGAUGCUGGAAUUCCUCCACUGAGCAGCAGCGCAACAGUCAAUGUGAUUAUCCUGGAUCAAAAUGACAACGCACCAGUCAUCGUUUCACCCUCAGCACAGAGUGGAUCAGCAGCAGAGGUGAUUGUCCCUCAGUCAGCGGGACAAAAUUAUUUGGUCACCAAGAUAAUCGCAACUGAUGCCGAUUCUGGUCAGAACGCACGGCUAUUCUACCAGGUAGUGAGAGCCACUGACCCCAGAUUGUUCAACGUGGGGCUUAACACGGGCGAAAUCAGAACAGCCCGUGGCAUUCUGGAGCAAGAUGCAGCCACUCAAUCUCUGAUCAUCUUGUCCAGAACAAUGGCGAAUUUACAGAGCAAUGAGGCCUUAGCAAUCAAAACGCUCGUUUUGAUUUUUCUGAUAAGUACACCAGAUUUGAGUUUUGGACAAAUUCGUUAUUCGCUUCUUGAGGAACUGGAACCAGAUGCUUUAAUUGGGAAUGUCGCUCGAGACUUGGGAUUGAACACACGGCAACUGUCAGCUCGCAAAUUCCGAAUCGCCUCUGAUACUGGAAGCCAGUAUAUGAAGGUUAGUGCGGAUAAUGGGGAUUUAUCCAUUCGCGAAAGAAUCGACAGGGAACAUAUCUGUGGACCAGUCGUUAGAUGUAUUCUUCCUUUUGAAGUGGUAGUAGAAAAUCCUUUCGAGAUUUAUCGUGGUGAAGUGGAGAUUUUGGAUAUAAAUGAUAAUGCGCCCCGUUUCACGGAUAGCAGCAUUACCCUCCACAUGGCCGAAUCAAUUGCACCAGGGGCACGCUUCCCACUCGAGAGUGCGAAGGAUCCGGACGUUGGAAUAAAUACUGUCACUGCUUAUACAAUCAGUUCCAACCAGUAUUUCGGCCUAAAUGUGCAGACUAUGGAGGACGGCGUUAAAAUUGUCGAAUUACUGUUGAAGAAAGCUCUGGACCGCGAGCAGGAUCAGUCCUUUCAGCUCGUAUUGACUGCCAAUGAUGGUGGGACUCCUCCCAGGUCUGGUACCGUUCAGAUCCUCAUUACCGUUCUGGAUAGUAAUGAUAACUCACCAGUUUUUGAUCGUACAAUUUACAGGAGUAGCUUAGCAGAAAACUCACCUAGGGGAACCUUGGUGAUCAAGGUCAGCGCCAAUGAUUUGGACCAAGGCUCGAAUGCGGAAGUAACCUAUUCUUUCAGCAAACUUGCCUCUCCACGAGUGAGAGAAUUAUUCCGUUAACCCAAAACGGGCGAGAUCAAAGUGCAAGGAAAGGUCGAUUUUGAAGAAGCAAACAGUUAUUCACUUGAUGUACAAGCUGUGGACAACGGCUCACCCUCAAUUACCGGACAUUCCAAAGUCCUCAUUAAGGUCAUUGAUGUGAAUGACAACGCCCCUGAGAUAAAGGUAACACCAGUAUCCAUCACUCUCUCAGAGGAUGUUGCGCCAGGAACUUUGAUAUCAUUGAUCAAUGUAAUGGAUCAGGAUUCUGGUAAAAACGGGCGAGUAAACUGUCAGAUUUCAAAGCUCAUCCCGUUUAAGCUUCAAGAAUCUUCCAGUAACCAUUACAAACUCAUUACAAGCGGCUUGCUGGAUCGCGAAACAGUUUCCAAUUAUCACAUAUUAUUCUUAGCAAGAGAUUCUGGAUCUCCCCCACUAUCAACAAAUGUAACCAUCCGGAUUUCGGUUUCUGAUGUGAAUGAUAAUGUGCCACAAUUUACCCAGAUGUCGUACACGGUGUACGUGAUGGCAAACAAUGAGCCCGGUGCAUCGGUUUUCAAAGUCACUGCUCUGGAUGCAGACGUGGACGGGAAUUCAUUUGUUUCCUAUGACAUAAUGGAAACCAAGAUCCAAGAUCUACCAGCAUCUUCUUUGAUCAGUAUUGACUCAAAUAAUGGCGACGCUUACGCCCUGCGCUGUUUUGACUAUGAGCAAGUGAAGAGCUUUCAGAUCCGAGUUCAAGCCCGUGAUGCUGGAGUUCCUUCACUAAACAGCAGUACAACAAUCAAUGUGAUUAUCCUGGAUCAAAAUGAUAACGCUCCAGUCAUCGUUUCACCCUCACCCCAGAAUGGAUUAGCAGCGGAGGUGAUCGCGCCUCAGUCAGCGGGCCAGGGUUAUUUGGUUAAAGACGCUGAUUCAGGUCAGAACGCACGACUGCUUUAUCAAGUCCUAAACCCACUGUUCACUGUAGCGCCUAACUCUGGAGAAAUCAGAACAGCCCGAAAUAUUUUGGGGCAAGACGCCUCCAGGCAACGGUUAGUGGUCUCGGUGAAGGACAAUGGGCAGCCAAGUCUCUCCAGCACUGUUACAAUCAUCCUUUCAAUCUUGGCUAAUGUUACAGAACAAUUCUCUGAAAGUAAAAGCUUUGCUAGAAAUCCUGAAGAUAUAUCCGAUUUAAAUCUCUAUUUAAUCGUGGCUUUAGGUUCGACUACGUUAAUAUUUCUUGUGACUAUAAUUUUCCUAGUUGGAAUCAAAUGUAAACAGGAUAGAAAUAUCAAUGAAGAUUACAAAUCCGCAGUAUGCUGCUGCACACGGGACGAUUUAGAUUAUUCGUGUAAUGAGCGAACUGGACCAACAGAUCCUUUAAAUUCUCCUGGUGUUGGCGAAUUUGGUCCCAACGCUGACCCGUAUCGUUAUGCGGUUUGUUUGUCUCCACAAUCUUCUAAGACUGAUUUUUUGUACUUGAAGCCUUUUAUUUCAACUUUGCCAGAGUAGCGGCGUUAGGUAAUGUUAUUGUAACAGGUAAAGAAAAAGGCAGAAUAACUUAGUUCUGCGGCCCACAUAUAUUUGUCUAGUUCCAUGGGAAAUUGCACGGGAAUAUAAAGUUUCACUGUAAUUCAAAUUUAUGAAUGUUAACAUAAACAAUGCCAUUCGUAUUAAAAAAUGAUAAUAAUAAAAAUCAACAAAUGAACAAAAAUACGUCAAUAGUGAAGCACUUUGGCGUCAACUGUCGCUCUUCUAACCAUUAGUUGCCAUUUAUUGUAGAAACCAAUGUAUUUAUGCAAUAUUUUCUUCGUUAGAAUAAUACUUCGAAAAAUUAGUGCAACACUUUAGCAAGAUUUUAAUAGAAAAUAUGACAUUCUUGUACACGCUAGCUUAAUGCGCGAGAUUUAUUCACCGUUUAGGAAUUUGGACUUCGAAAUAAUUCUGAACAUUUACGGACACAAAGGGGACAGUAUUUGUGAUUUUGGAAUUAUGAUCCGGGGCCUUUAAUAAUGCUCCAGAGGCAGGACUUCAAAUUUCACCUCCACAGCAGCGCAUUUUAAAAUCAGGUCGUUAAAUUGUGAGGAAAAUGCGACAUUUUUGUGCCAGAUCCCUGGUUCACUAUUGUAGGAAAGGAGUAUCGCCUGCUCAGUAAUGCAUUCCAUGGCUAUCCAAAUCUGGUUGACUCACUUGAGAUUGUUAACUUUUCAGUUCAUUAUGACUGCUUCAAAAGAUUCUAUUAAGUAUGAGAUUGGACAGACCAUUCAGGACAGACGCAAGUCCCCUACAAG